Hipposideros armiger (great roundleaf bat) is the source of this 2901-nucleotide messenger RNA. RefSeq names its product solute carrier family 6 member 7 (gene SLC6A7). Gene Ontology annotation, biological process: sodium ion transmembrane transport; nitrogen compound transport; amino acid import across plasma membrane. Gene Ontology annotation, cellular component: plasma membrane. The record is from RefSeq and is a predicted model, not a curated record. The transcript has 14 exons. Gene Ontology annotation, molecular function: amino acid:sodium symporter activity. NCBI's taxonomy places the organism in Eukaryota, Metazoa, Chordata, Mammalia, Chiroptera, Hipposideridae. Bases 256 to 2166 code for a protein of 636 amino acids.
CAGCCGUCUGUCUGGGUGUCUACGCGGUUGCAGCGGUGCACUCCUCCCCAGCCCCGAGCCCCGCGCAGGGAGAGGCAGGCGUUAGCAGCGCCGGGCCCGCGCCCCACACCGCAGCCGACAGACGGCAGCGCCUGCGCCCGCGCACCCCACAGCGGGUGAGCCGGAGCCGGCGAGGCAAAGGCACGGCACAUCUCCUGCUCCCUCGCUGCUUUCUGAGCUGAAGGGAAGCCAACCCCCGGCAACCAGCCCUCCAAGAUGAAAACGCUCCAGGGAGCUCAACUCCGUAAGCCCAUCACCCCAGAUCUGCUGAUGACUCCCAGUGACCAGGGUGAUGUAGACCUGGACGUGGACUUUGCUGCAGACCGUGGGAACUGGACGGGCAAGCUGGACUUUCUACUGUCUUGCAUUGGCUACUGUGUGGGCCUGGGGAAUGUCUGGCGUUUCCCCUAUCGAGCCUACACCAACGGAGGAGGAGCCUUCCUUGUGCCCUACUUCCUCAUGCUGGCCAUCUGUGGUAUCCCCCUCUUCUUCCUCGAGCUCUCUCUGGGCCAGUUCUCCAGCCUGGGGCCCCUGGCCGUCUGGAAGAUCAGCCCCCUCUUCAAAGGUGCCGGCGCGGCCAUGCUGCUCAUCAUGGGCCUCGUGGCCAUCUAUUACAACAUGAUCAUUGCCUACGUCCUCUUCUACCUCUUCGCCUCCCUCACCAGCGACCUGCCCUGGGAGCACUGUGGCAACUGGUGGAACACGGACCUCUGCCUUGAGCACAGAGGUUCCAAGGACCGCAAUGGGGCUCUGCCCCUCAACCUCACCAGCACCGUCAGCCCCAGCGAGGAGUAUUGGAGCCGCUACGUUCUCCACAUCCAAGGCAGCCAGGGCAUUGGCAGUCCCGGGGAGAUCCGCUGGAAUCUCUGCCUCUGCCUGCUACUCGCCUGGGUCAUCGUGUUCCUCUGUAUCCUCAAAGGCGUGAAGUCCUCAGGCAAGGUGGUGUAUUUCACGGCCACAUUCCCCUACCUCAUUCUGCUCAUGCUGCUGGUCCGAGGAGUCACCCUCCCGGGGGCCUGGAAGGGCAUCCAGUUCUAUCUCACCCCCCAGUUCCACCACUUGUUGUCUUCCAAGGUGUGGAUCGAAGCUGCCCUUCAGAUCUUCUACUCUCUGGGCGUGGGCUUCGGGGGUCUCCUCACCUUUGCCUCCUACAACACGUUUCACCAAAACAUCUAUCGAGACACCUUCAUCGUCACUCUGGGCAAUGCCAUCACCAGCAUCCUGGCUGGCUUCGCCAUCUUCUCCGUGCUGGGCUACAUGUCUCAGGAACUGGGUGUACCUGUGGACCAAGUAGCCAAAGCAGGUCCCGGCCUGGCCUUUGUCGUCUACCCGCAGGCCAUGACCAUGCUGCCUCUGUCGCCCUUCUGGUCCUUCCUCUUCUUUUUCAUGCUGCUGACUCUGGGCUUGGACAGCCAGUUUGCCUUUCUGGAGACCAUUGUGACCGCUGUGACAGAUGAGUUCCCAUACUACCUGAGACCCAAGAAGGCUGUGUUCUCUGGGCUCAUCUGCCUGGCCAUGUACCUGAUGGGGCUUGUCCUCACCACUGAUGGGGGCAUGUACUGGCUGGUCCUUCUAGACGACUACAGCGCCAGCUUCGGGCUAAUGGUGGUGGUGAUUACCACGUGCCUCGCUGUCACCCGGGUAUAUGGCAUCCAGCGGUUCUGCCGGGACAUCCACAUGAUGCUGGGCUUCAAGCCGGGCCUCUACUUCAGGGCUUGCUGGCUGUUCCUGUCCCCGGCCACACUCCUGGCCCUGCUGGUAUAUAGCAUCGUCAAGUACCAGCCCUCGGAGUACGGCAGCUACCGCUUCCCAGCCUGGGCGGAGCUGCUGGGCAUCCUGAUGGGCCUGCUGUCCUGCCUCCUGAUCCCAGCCGGCAUGCUGGUGGCUGUGCUUCGAGAGGAGGGCUCGCUCUGGGAGAGGCUCCAGCAGGCCAGCCGGCCGGCCAUGGACUGGGGCCCGUCGCUGGAGGAGAAUCGGACGGGCAUGUACGUGGCCACACUGGCUGGGAGCCAGUCGCCUAAGCCACUGAUGGUGCAUAUGCGCAAGUACGGGGGCAUCACCAGCUUUGAGAACACCGCCAUCGAGGUGGACCGAGAGAUUGAGGAGGAAGAGGAGUCCAUGAUGUGAGGCAGGAGGCAGGCGGACAGGAGGCCCUGCCCCGGAGCAAAGGCAGCUGCGCCCUCUGUGGCUCUGGGAGGCCUGAGGCUGUGGGAGGUUGCCAUGGUGAUACCAGUCCCCAGUGCAAGCCCCUCUUUGUGGCCUCUGCCUCUCCUGAAACCUCAUUCUACCCCUUAAACACACACACACACACACACACACACACACACAUCCAUUCAAAGUUGAGAAUGAUCCGGCUCAGCCCUCACUUUGCUGGUGGAUAAACUGAGGGGUCUGGGAGGAGGAUUUGCCCAAGGUCUCAUGGCAGAAGGGACUGGACCUCAAGCCUCCUGACCAGACAGCUCCCUUUCUCAUAUGGCAGCUGGCACCACCCUCUCAUCCUUUUUCUUGGAGAGCCUGCCUCACACCCUUCAACACAGCCAGAAUCUUGAGUUAGGCAGGGACACUCAGGACAUCUCAAGCCCACAAGGCCCCAGGCAUUGAGGGUUAGCAAGUCAAGUGGGAGAAAGAUCCCUGUGGGUGCAUGUGUGCAGGCCAGGUUACCUGAAGGAGGUGGAGCGAAGGGCCCUGGAGGUUGGGCAAGUUUGGAGAGGGAGAUGAAGAGGAAGCAAGGGCCCGACACAGCCAAGGGGUGGAGAUCCAAUGUAGCCACUUCCUCCCCGGGGUUAGGAGGAGAGGGCAGAGACCAUGGGCAUAAGAGCGAGAGCGAGAGAGAGAGCGAGAGCGAGAGCGAGAGAGAGAGAG